Molecule: messenger RNA, 3915 nt
Organism: Zasmidium cellare ATCC 36951
Lineage: Eukaryota; Fungi; Ascomycota; Dothideomycetes; Mycosphaerellales; Mycosphaerellaceae
Exons: 1
Coding region: 1-3915 (1304 amino acids)
Biological process (GO): mRNA splicing, via spliceosome
Cellular component (GO): U2 snRNP; nucleus
Molecular function (GO): protein binding; U2 snRNA binding
Source: RefSeq, a predicted model, not a curated record
AUGGCAUCUUCGACGACUGCGGCUCUCAGCCAGCUCAAUGCAACCACUUGGGGCAUCUACACCAGAACGAUCGUCCGAAGCCCAGUCAUCCGGUGGAUCCUACACGCACAGAUUCGAGACGCGAGAUCAAAUGACGCUGUGUUUGUUGGAGAAGACUAUUUGGAGGUCAAAGAGGUCGGGAAUAACGGUCAUCUGCAACAUAUCGCAGUCAAAUCGGACUUUGACGCUCGCAUCAUCGCCGCCGCGGUAUUCAACACAAACGAUGACGACGAUGAGGCCAACUUUCUGGCGCAGAUCAAGCAGGAAAUCAGCCAGGAUGGCAUGAACACCAGCCUGGGACCUCCUCAGUUGGUAGUGUUGACAUUGGACUCGGGCAACCUCGUCUUCGUAGCUUUGCGACCUGAUGAGGACGGUGCAUGGCGCUUUGCGCAGUGCAUCGUACCAUUGCCUCAGUACGAGCGUAGACUCUUCCAACCAGGCCAACACUUGGCAAUCGAUCCCUCGUCUCGAGCCAUAGCUGUCGCUGCAAGGGAGAGCCAGAUCGUGCUUUACGGUACAAAGUCUAUGGAACAACUCAGAUAUGAGCUCAAAAAUCAACCAUCAGACUUCUGCCCCAUAUCCUCGACACGACCAUUCAAGAUCGAGGGCGUCAUUCAACAUGUGGAAUUUCUACAGCCACCAUCCACCAGUUCAGACCAUGUCAUACUUCUCUUGAUCAUAAUCUGCCAAGGCCGGACGAAAGCUGCAGUGGUGGAUUGGAAUCAAUCACUGGGCCCGCGACAGGCUCAGCUCCACCCAUUCCAGGUGAUCGAUGAGUCUGAGGGCAUCCCAAGUCUGCUGAUCCCGCUCCGAGAUGCUGCAUUCUUUCUUGUCACGAACGACAAGAUUACACUCUACAAAGACAUAUUGUCUGGAUCUGUCACGUCUGCGAAAUGGGCAUUGCCCCAAGACCCUGCACAGCAUCCCGGUCUUUCCUCGUACUCGCCAAUCUGGGCCAACUGGGUGAAGCCUCGUCGAAGCAAAGCGGCGUUACAAGACAAGGAUGGCAUGUACCUUGCGAGAGAAGAUGGCUUGGUGAUCUGGAUUGAUAUCAAGGUCGGCUCAAAAUCAACAUUCAACAUGAGUCGCGCGGGUGACCUGGAAUGCCAUGUUGGAACCGCCUUUGCGUCAAUUGGAGAUGAAGGUGGGCCAGACAUCCUGGCCAUUGCGGGCGAAACGUCGACAGGGAGGACAGUCCAAAUUGGUCCAUUCUUCACCACCCGGAUGACUGAGGUCAUGAGCCGUGAAGAGGCCAUGAAGUUUCAAAAGAUUGAGAUCAUAUCCAAUUGGGCGUCUGCGACAGGCAUGAUUUCUGCCAAGACUGUGCACGCCAACCGCCACCACUCUGCGCACACUGACAAUGUGCUGGUCACGUCCGGGCGACAGCCAUACGGAACGGUUACGGAGGUUCGAAGAGGUCUGGAGGGCAGAGUAUCUGCGCGAGUACCUUUUGAACCGUUAAGGAGUGUCACCGACCUGUGGGCCAUCCCAGACCGAUCAAUGGGCUUUGCAGUCACUGUGCUGUCGUCACCAAUGGGUACAAGACUUUUACGGAUCGACGGCGAUGGCGAAAACGUUGUCGAAAUUGAGAGCUUGACGGCUUUCGACCUGGACAAGCCAACAAUCACGGCUGGACACAUUGCUAGUGGGCAGCUGGUUCAAGUCACUGAGCAUGGGUUUUGCGUGACGGAUGACAUACAGGGCAACUUCGAAAACACAAAAAUUAUGCUGUGCGAAGGUGAUUCGAAGAUUGCUGCCGCUGCAAUUGUCUACGAGAUCAACACUCUCGUCACGGCGGAAGAAGAUGGAGGCAAAUUCCAGGUACGCUGCUACAGCGUAAGUUCCGACAACGAGCCAGACAUUCAGCUGCAAGCUUCUGUAUUCGUCCCGUCAAAGAUUCUAGGCAUUGCAGCUAUGGGGGCUGGUGAUGAUCUUCUGGUCGCGGCAUCUACUGCCGAAGGCGCUGUGACUGCCAUCUUCUUCGGCAAAGACUCGCCCCCAAGAACAUUCACGCAAGCACUGCCACAAUUUCCUGAGACUACUGAUACACCCAGCGUGUGCGAUCAUGUCGCUCUUCUUCAAGCCGGCAUUGGCGACGAGGAAUCACCAGACUUCCUGGUUGCGUGCGGCUUGAGAGAUGGACGAAUCGUCACCUUUGUCAUUGACUUCGAGUCGACCCAACCUCUCGUCCCAAAAGAUGUUAUUACAUUCAGAGACAGCACAGUCAAGCUAGUGCCACUCAACACCAAAAACGCUGUAUAUGCUUUGAACGGCACCGACAUCUGCCUGCUCUCCUGGGAUGGCACCACGGUCUCGCUUGAGAACAUCUGGAUUGCAGACAAAGCCUAUCCAGAGAUGGCGCAACCAUCGGCCGUCGCCUGUGCUCAAACGCCAAUGGCUAUGUGGCUUUCGUCUAGCAUGCUUGCUGACUCACUUGCAAUAGCUUCGGAAGAGGAGUUGUUCUUUGCUGCCGUGCAACCAUUGACCACGAACGUGCCGCGACAGAUCUCCGUCGAAGGCACGCCCAACCGUCUAAUACAUGCCGAAUCCCUCCGCAACAUCGUCUGUUCAUCGCUCUAUGCAGGCGUGCGGACUUUCCCCUCGUCGAAACCCCACACCUCUCGCGAAGAACGGCGGCAACUAUGGCCCGUUAUCAACUUCAUCCCAAGCAACAGGAGCGAAGAGGUUUCCUACCAGCACCACAUGCAGCCUGGAGAUCGAGUGAAUGCGCUACUUGAAUGGUCCUACAAGGCCCGUCAGAGCAGUAAAACGUACUCAUUCAUCCUGGUCGGAGGCAAAAACAGGCGGCGCAGUGGGCAGAUCCAGGGACGAGUGACGUUCCUUCAGCUGGUCCUCCGGAACUGGAGAGUCGAGAGCGUCUCACAAAGAUAUACGCUGGAAUUUCCCGCUGAAGUGUAUGCCUUGGCUCGGUUGGACGACGCAACGAUUGUGGUAUGUGCUGGAGAGCUGGUCUACAGCUACACGUAUCGAGAGGAGCAAAGUGAGUGGCAAUGCGUGCGAACGUCUGGCGCGCAGGACGGAGUCAGAUUGGCCAGUCCUGGAGUCUAUGCCACUGUCGAGAGCGGGGAUGACUCUUCAAGUGUGGCCAUUUCCACAGCCAGCGACUCACUCGUCGUACUCAACGGCCCUUCCGGCGAGAUCGAGGCCAUGGGGCCGCAUGCCCAAGACCUGCUCUGCCACCAUGUCAUCACAGGCGAUUCCACGAGAAGACUCGCACUGGUAUCGACAAAGCACGCGGAAAUCUCAGGCCUAUCGUGGUCACCCAUCGGAAAUCGCAACCAAUCCGCCCAACUCCAAUUCACCGCCCAGCUGCGCCACUCUCUCACUCGUCUAGUCCAAUCGACGCCUCCACCCCGCAAAGGCUCGCCUCCUGAAGGGAUUAUGCACGACAGAAUCAUCGGCUGCGCCACAGACGGCGCCCUCGUCGGCAUCGUGCUCAUCGACAGCAGUCUCUGGAGACGACUCUCAUGGCUCCAACGCCUGAUAGAAUGGAGUCCCGUCCUCUCACCCCACGCCCAACAAACACCCCUCUACGACCGCACCGGUAACGAAAGCGGCAUCGCCUACCCCGAACGAGGAAUGCCAAUCGGAUUGACAGCCCAUCAAACCAAUAACCUCGUCCCCCUACAAGCUCGAAACCGCAAAGAAAACGACCUGCACAUCGACGGCGAUGUCUUGAGCCGGGUUCUGGAGAGCAGAUAUGGGAUUCAGGAAGUGAGGAAUGUGAUGACCGUGCUGGCGUCGGAGACGGAGCAUGCGGUGGGGAAGUGGAUGAUGGAGCAUUUGGAUGAGGAAAUGGAGGCGCUGGAGGAGGUUGUGGGGGUUGUGAGGGGGUUGGAUGGGUGGGUUUCGUGA